Adineta steineri is the source of this 603-nucleotide messenger RNA. Lineage: Eukaryota; Metazoa; Rotifera; Eurotatoria; Adinetida; Adinetidae. The record is from the annotation of a GenBank genome assembly.
AUGGAACAAUAUAAAUGGAUGUAUUUUAAACCAUAUGGAAGUACAGUUAAUCUUGAACCACUUUUUAAUAAUACACAAUGUAUUAGUGAAUCGGAAUGUUAUUGGCUUUUACCAGAUAAACACACUCGAGUGAAUUAUCCAGUUAAUAAAACUCUAACAACAAAAUAUUCGAUAGCAUCAAAUGGAAUAUUAACAAUCGUUGAUAUUCAAGCAAAUGAUAAUGGAAUUUAUCAUUUUUUUAAAAUGAAUAAUAGUAACUGGAUUGUAUCGAAAGCAUUAUUAAAUUUACAUGGAGCACCAUUUGAUUCAGUUUGGUUGGAAUAUUGGCCCAAUGUUGUCGGCGGUCUCGUUGCAAUGGCAGCUGUUCUUAUUACAUUUGGCCUCAUCCUAUUAGCUAAUAAAUAUCGAUAUCGUACACCUUCAACCUUAUCAACACGUCGUACAUCUGAUCGGCCUCGUGCAACUGGAUCGAUUAUCAGUUCACGAGCAAAUCCAAUAUUUCUCAACGAUGAUAAUAAUACAAUAACAAGUCAACCACGUACAAAUAGUCGACGUUCAUCAUCAACAAGUAACGCAACUAAUCUACAUGUUGAACAAUUUUAA